AUGUGCCGCAGUGAUGGAGUCCCAGGCCUCCUGGGCAGGUGGGCCACCCACCGCCGGGACCGACGUGUCAGGGAUUAUGGGCUUGCUGAUGGCAAUGUUCUUCACCUAGUUGUCCGGUUGGCUGAUCUCCGUGCGAUAACGAUUGAGAUUGCCAACGGGAAGAAGUUUAAGUUCCAGGUGGAGAGUGGCCGCAAUGUUGGGUACCUCAAGAACAAGAUUGCUGCUGAGACUGGGGAGAAAAUCGAGAGCCUAAAGGAUCAAAGGCUUGUACUUGGUGAUGAGGAGCUCGAGGAUCACCAGUUGAUCACUGAUAUUGCGAAGAAGGAUGAUGUAGUGAUUCACAUGUUUAUCCGUGAUCCAGCAAAGGUGCGAACAAAAAAUAUUGAUAAAGAAACUGUGGUUACAGUUGUUACCACUGAAGAUGAAGGAAACAUCCACACAGAUGCUGCCUUGAACAAUAUAGAACUAGCUAAUCAUGGAAGUGCUCCCGUUAAGCUAAUUGUCGUUAACAGAAAUGUGAAGCAUUCUCCUGCCAUUAUGGACAUGAUCGGCACAACAAUUGCUGGUCUGGAAAAUGGAUACCUUCCUGUCAUGUCAGCAGAGGGUUCAGGGGGAGUCUAUUUUAUGAAGGAUCAGUCAGGUGAAAGAAAUAUUGCAAUGUUCAAGCCUAUAGAUGAGGAACCCAUGGCAGAGAACAACCCCAGGGGCCUUCCUUUGUCAGUUGAUGGUGAGGGGUUGAAAAGGGGCACACGAGUCGGGGAAGGCGCACUAAGAGAGGUAGCGGCUUAUCUUCUGGACCAUCCAACUGAUGGGUGCAGAUCCCACGAUGGUACCGGAUUUUCUGGCGUACCUCCCACUGCAUUGGUUCGUUCUUUUCAUAUGGGGAAGGAACUUAAAAUUGGAUCAUUGCAGAUGUUUGUGGAGAAUCAGGGAAGUUGUGAGGAUAUGGGCCCUCGAGCUUUUUCUGUCAAGGAGGUUCAGAAAAUUGCCGUGUUAGAUAUUAGGUUAGCGAAUGCUGAUCGUCAUGCAGGGAACAUACUAGUGUGCUAAGAUGGAGAUCACAUGAAGUUGGUUCCAAUUGAUCAUGGAUACUGCCUCCCAGAGAAGGUACAUUUUUUCCUCAAGCAUGCAGUUGGGAGUCUGUCAGAUGCUGAGAUUGCACGGCUUAAUUAAUGGGCAUUAGGUCUUCGUGUUCUUUCCUUAUUGCCAUUGCCAUCGCAACAGCGUUGCUCUUCUCUGCAUGAACACCCUCAGUUGAUCAUAGAAGUACUAUUUAUGAUGAAACAAUUCCAGUCU
Messenger RNA from Panicum virgatum (switchgrass), 1296 nucleotides. Its product is annotated as phosphatidylinositol 4-kinase gamma 4-like. NCBI's taxonomy places the organism in Eukaryota, Viridiplantae, Streptophyta, Magnoliopsida, Poales, Poaceae. Gene Ontology annotation, molecular function: protein binding. The transcript has 3 exons. The record is from RefSeq and is a predicted model, not a curated record. Bases 1 to 1050 code for a protein of 349 amino acids.